AAAUUAUUUUAUUGAUGAUCACCGGAGAAUCAGGUGACGAAAUAAAUAAGAUGAGAUGUGACAAAACAUUUACGCGUUCGAAUUUCAAAUAUAAUUAUGAUUCCAUUCCAAUGAUUCAAAUUGCAUCAUCAUUAUAAAAAGCUAUAAAAAGUUAUAAAAAGUCUCAAAGUUACUUGUUUUCACUUUAACUUUUCCUAUUCACUAACUUUCCUAUUCACUCAACUUAUUCCUGUUAACCUCAACUUAACCUCAACUUUUCCUGUUAUAAACCUCAACUUUUCCCGUUAACCUCAACUUUUCCUAUUAACAUGUUUUUUCUUAAAUAUGGUCUUGAUAUUCUUGUCGAUAAUACUCAACUUUCAGAAUUUAGUGACCCUGUAAAAGAUUGUAGAGAGUAUGUUUCGACAACUCCUUCAUAUGUUCGUCAUGAUACGGGCAAAAAAACUUACAGUACUCAUAAUUGGUUUGUAUCAGUACCCAAAUCUGGAUUGCAAUUUUCAAUCAGGAUUUGGUCAUGUGUUGCCACACGAAAAAAUCCAAUAUUGGCUGUCGUUUUUAUCGACGGAAUGAGUGACUUCAUCCUACAUUUAUUAGAUUCUAAUUCCGUUGAGAGAAUCGAUACCUUUACGGAUAAAGAUAACAAGAAGAGUUAUUUUUUAAAGUUUAAUCCCACUUUAUGGAUCGAUGGAAAUGACAUGAGAAAUUCAGCGAAUAAUUUAUCUGAAAGUCAUUCUAAAUUUGGCGGAAUGGGUUGUGUUUCUGUUUACUUUUACAAGGCUGUAAGAGGGCUCAAAUCCCCUGAAAUACCCAAUUAUACUCUUCAACAAAUUCCCUUAAAUGAGAAUAAAGGGCCAAUACAUGGAAUCAAUAUAACGACUGCCUUUGUUGAAAAAACUGGUUCAUUAAUGGGUCAAACUCAUACGGAACCUUAUAUUGGCUGGAAGCCGGAUGGUCAAGCUUUAGCCGCCCUACAUCUUCACUAUCGACCUACUUACUGGUUGAAACUAAGCGAGAUAAUUCCGGAAUCUUUAUUUUCAUAUCAAAAGUUAAAUUGGUAUCCUGAAAAUGCGAACAAAAAAAAUUCUCAUUUAGAAUAUAAUCACAAUUCAUCUCCGUCAGAUCAACUUCGUUCUGUUAAAGUGGAAAAAUGUACUGAACAUCGGGAUUCUGAUGUACAAACUCCUCAAGAUAAAAUAUUUGACAUAAAUUUAUUAUAUACCGAAAAUUCGGUUAACGUUGUUAAUUCUUUAAGUAAUCCAUUAGUUCCUAAUUCAUCGUUCAAGCAGGAACCCUCUAAUAUCGAAUUUCAAAAACAAGGCAAAAAAUCUGAUAUUAAUGAUAUUGAAAUCAAAGUUGAAAAAGUUAAAAAUGAAGAUAAGUCGAAUGGAAAAAGAAUUGAAGGCAAAGGUGUUAUUCACACUUUGGGAAAAAGAGAAUCGAUGAAUACCAAUGAAAUCAUUGAUUUAUCAAAUAAGAAAUCUUGUAAAUGGGUUGCAAUUAAAUGUGAAAAUAUUUGAUUUUAUAACUUUAGGUAGUUUUUUUUUUAUUUAAUAAAUUUUUUUUUUU
Messenger RNA from Rhizophagus irregularis DAOM 181602=DAOM 197198, 1566 nucleotides. RefSeq lists its product as uncharacterized. Lineage: Eukaryota; Fungi; Glomeromycota; Glomeromycetes; Glomerales; Glomeraceae. The record is from RefSeq and is a predicted model, not a curated record.